Messenger RNA from Puccinia graminis f. sp. tritici CRL 75-36-700-3, 474 nucleotides. RefSeq lists its product as uncharacterized. Lineage: Eukaryota; Fungi; Basidiomycota; Pucciniomycetes; Pucciniales; Pucciniaceae. The coding region runs from base 1 to 474 and encodes 157 amino acids. The record is from RefSeq and is a predicted model, not a curated record. The transcript has 3 exons.
AUGAUCCGCCCUUCAAUCAUCUCAUGGCGUCUCGCAGUCCAUCCAGUCGUCCUCUUCUACCUGCUCGCUUCUCUCUUAGCACCCGUCCCCGUCGAAGCUCGCGAAUGUUUCUGGUACACUGACUCUCUGGGUCGUCGGAGACGGAGGUGUCGUGGCUUGGUCUCUGGGAUCAUCGUCGCACUCGUGGUUGGCUUGUUCGUCAUCUUAGCCUUCCUGUCGCUGGCCUUCGUCUUGCGUCGCCGUCAACAACGGGCAACGCUCGAGAGCGGCGCGGUGUUCACCCAACCUGGGACCAACAACCUGAUGAGCCAGCAGCAGCCUCCCGCCUAUCCUCCACCCAGCUAUCCCGCACCCCCGCCGGCAAACCCUCCCCCAGCGGCCUACUACAAGCUCGAGAAAAACGAGGCCGGCGCCCAGGAUCCUAUCCAGCCUCCUCCUCCCGCUAAUCUGGCCAUUCAUCAUGCUGGUCACUAA